Messenger RNA from Aspergillus thermomutatus, 459 nucleotides. Its product is annotated as RNA-binding protein. Lineage: Eukaryota; Fungi; Ascomycota; Eurotiomycetes; Eurotiales; Aspergillaceae. The transcript is spliced from 2 exons. Bases 1 to 459 code for a protein of 152 amino acids. The record is from RefSeq and is a predicted model, not a curated record. Gene Ontology annotation, molecular function: RNA binding.
AUGAGCGAAAAGGCCCGCCUAAAAUGUACUGUCUAUGUGGGGGGUCUUGACCAGGCCGUUACCGUGCAGACACUGGCCGAGGCAUUCGUCCCAUUCGGUGAAGUCGUUGAUAUCACGCUACCUAAGCCUGAUGUGCCCAACUCAGGCGAUCUUCACCGGGGCUUUGGAUAUGUGGAGUUCGACCUGCCUCAGGACGCUGCGGAAGCGAUUGACAAUAUGGAUGGAAGCGAGCUGUAUGGCCGUACAAUAAAGGUCGCAGCCGCGAAGCCGCAGAAGGAAAGCAACGAAGGGCUGGGAAGCAAGACAGCAAUUUGGGAGCAGGCAGGAUAUUUGGCCAAAUACGCAGUCAGUGAGGAGGAUAAGAUGGCAGCAGAAGAGGCCAGGGCAGCAAGCGAAGGCGCUCCUGAUCCCAUGCAGGGAUUAGAGGAGCUGGAUGUCGCUGGGCCGAAGCCAGAAUGA